Molecule: messenger RNA, 2671 nt
Organism: Cricetulus griseus (Chinese hamster)
Lineage: Eukaryota; Metazoa; Chordata; Mammalia; Rodentia; Cricetidae
Source: RefSeq, a predicted model, not a curated record
CAAGAGUAGAUAUCUCCAGAAAGAACUCAGGCAGAACGGCUGGCUGCCUUGGGUCACAUGUUCUGCAUCAGGUGACAAAAUCACAGUACACCCUUGUCUUAGCUUUCUCCAGGAUGGAUUGGGUUUUAUGCCUUCCUCCUAGUUGAGCAUCAUGUUCACUCCUCCUCCUCUUCUUUUGACAUGCUUUCGUUUUUUGGUCCAUGGUGGCCUCAAACUCAUGGCAAUCCUCCCUCCUGCCUCAGCUUCCUUAGACCUAGAAUUACAAGCAUGUUGCCAUCAUAUCCAUCUGUUAUCCCUUAUCUCCAAACAUGUCCCAUGGAUAAGCUCUGAGAAGAAUGCUUCUCCAACACUCCUGAGCCAUAUCUACCAGCCCAGCCACAUUAGGAGAUUGUAAUCUGUGAUUCCAGCUUUAUAAUUUAUAGUUAAUUAAGGGGUAGACACUGUACCUAUUCCUAUUGGGGUAGAUAAGGCAGAGGGAGCGGGAUACUCAUGGCGUUCAGUUGGAGAAAGGAGGACAAACUCGGCUGAAAAACUCUCUUGGGGUUGGCUGAUUUGGCUGCCAGGUGUUAUGGGUGAGAUGUUUAUAACCAGAUCUUAGCAGUUUCUCUUAUGAUUCAGGGGAAAUAGCAUGCCUCUCACGUGCUCUGUGGAGUGUUUAUUAGUCCCUGCUCCCUUCAAGAAGGCGUCACUCUGGAGUUUUGGGACAAUUCUAGGACCACCGUCUAAUUCCACAGUGAGCCGCCUAAGACGUCUGUGUUACUUACGUCACAUAUAUAAAUAAUUUCGAUAAGAAUUAGGGCCUGAAUAAUUGAUUUUCUUCACCAGUUAGAAGCCACACAUAUAGAAGACCCCACCGAAGAUGUUGGAUACAUUUUCUACCAAAAAUUACUUUUGUAUUUUCAAGGACAAGAGAAAGUUUUUCUUCUCCUUCUUGAAUUUGAUUGAAAAUCAAGGGCUUUUCCCACUAAUUUUGGCAUGCAGGAACAUUUCUCGAUAAAAGGUAAAAAGUCAGGUGGAAUCCGAGUCCCCUUGGGUCACCUGGUGUAGCAACCUGAGCGAUUCUGUAGUGAGCACAUAAGUAAGUUUCUACUUUUGGGGGGAAAAGAAACACAAACGCCCCUCCUCUAGGGGCGGGGGAGGUGCCUGGGGAUGCACCAAUCACAGCGCGCCCUGCUCUAUAUAAGCCACCCCUCCCCCAGGACCCCCUGCGCUGUUGAUGCUCUUUAUACUUUUUCUCACGGGGUGUAUUUCUUGACGUAUUCUUGGCUAUGUCGGAAACGGUUCCUGCUGCCUCAAGUAGCCUUGUCCCAGUUCCUGUCGAGAAACUUCCAUCUAAAAGGCGAGGAAAGAAACCUGGCCUGGCUGCUGCUCGCAAACCCCGGGGUUUCUCGGUUUCCAAGUUGAUUCCCGAGGCCCUUUCGAUGUCUCAGGAACGGGCGGGAAUGUCCCUUGCUGCCCUGAAGAAAGCCCUGGCUGCGGCUGGCUAUGACGUGGAGAAGAACAACAGCCGUAUCAAGUUGGCCCUCAAGAGACUUGUGAAUAAGGGGGUUCUGGUGCAGACCAAGGGCACCGGUGCCUCCGGCUCCUUCAAGCUCAGCAAGAAGGCGGCUCCUGAGAAUGCCAAGGGUAAGGUCAAGAAAUCUGCUUCUGCCAAGGCCAAGAAGCUGGGCUUGUCCAAGGCCUCGAGAUCCCCCAAGAGCACGAAGGCCAAGGUUGUCAAGAAGCCAAAGGCCACUCCCACAAAAGCAUCAGGGAGCAGACAGAAGACCAAAGGCACCAAGGGUGUACAGCAGCGGAAAAGCCCCGCCAAGGCGAGGGCAGCCAACCCCAAUGCUGGCAAGCCAAAGAUGGUCCUGCAGAAGACCGACCUGAGGAAGGUAGCAGCAAAGAAGUGAGCUUCAAAGCCAGCUUAAAAAAACCCAAAGGCUCUUUUAAGAGCCACUUCCAUUAUUUUCAAAAUGGCAAAACACUUUAAACAAAACGAGGUGGACAGUGUCUUCAGGUGGAUCUGUCUUCUAAACCCUGGAGUUAGUUAAAACGUUGGGAGGUCUCUAGAUGUAUCAUAUUUACAGACUUGAUUGGGUAUUAGUGCUUUCACAUUAGCAUAAAGGUCACUAUAAGUGUAUUUUAUCCUAGAAACGCCACCAUAUCAAGGACAGAAGUAGAGUUCAGUAGUAGCUGCCACUUUGACCAAAUACUGUAAUUUACCCUUUAAAACACCAUUAACCGCUGGGAACCCAGAUGUUUAGACUCAAGUUUUUGCAGUUUGUCAUUAACGAUCCAUUUUUGUUCCAUUUUACAAAAUGGUUUAAUGCUAUUGGCCUAACAGUUACAGUUGAAAUGUUUUGUAUAUUUUAUGAAAAUAACUAGGCUUCAGGAGACCGACUAGAGCAGUAUUAAAAAGAACCCCAUUCUUUUAGGAAAAUGGUUUUAUGCCUUAAGGAGUGCCACAAAUAUUAAUUCAUAUUCAUCGAUUUUAGGCCUUGGUUUGAGGAGUGACUAAAGACCAUAGCUGGGCGGCUUGUUUAAUGAAGAUGCUCUUGAAGACCAGAGCCUGGAUACCAGAACACUGCAAUUCCAGUUUCCAGGGAAUCCGAUACACACACAAGAACUUAAAAUGAUAUAAAGCCAUCAUACACUAUGCGAUUCGUGUAUAAAAUGACCCUUCCCA